AUGGCGGCGAACCACUUGAAGAAAGAAUCUGUCGUGAUUCUUCGGUUGGAAGGAGAAGAUCUGCUUAAGUUCUUGAACAGCCCUGAUUUCGAAACAGUGACUAUCCCUCCUCUUUGGGAGAUUGAUGGGUGUUUUUUACAUUGUGUCAUGAAUGCUCUAAUGAACCUGACCGUGGAUCAUGGAAUGCCUCCCGUUUCUGAUACUUGGGUAAAGAGAAAUAUUUUAAUUCCGUCUCUUGAUUUGGGCUAUGUUCACAUCCACGAUGAAGAUUUAAUCACACGUGAAACUAUCUUGGAAGAAUUAAAGAAGGCGGUAAGAAGAAUUGCCCAAUAUUUGAAAGAGAACCCUGUGAUUCUUGCCCGUAAUGAGUGCAUCUAUGAUGGAAGUGAGAUCAAGAAACUGCUGUCAAACAAACUUGAGUUAAAUAAGAUCAUCGAUGAUAUGAUGCAAAACUUGGAAAUGGAUGAUACUCUGGAUAGUUUUGCACGUACCUUUAUUAGUGUAUCGAUGGGGUUCUCUCAAUUCGGCAAAGAGAAAACGGAUAAUUUGAUAGUAGAUAUGAUGAAGAAUUUGGAUGAUGUUGAUGAU
Messenger RNA from Impatiens glandulifera, 588 nucleotides. RefSeq lists its product as uncharacterized. The transcript is spliced from 4 exons. NCBI's taxonomy places the organism in Eukaryota, Viridiplantae, Streptophyta, Magnoliopsida, Ericales, Balsaminaceae. The record is from RefSeq and is a predicted model, not a curated record. The annotation marks the transcript as partial.